Messenger RNA from Hippocampus comes (tiger tail seahorse), 2455 nucleotides. It is a transcript of the gene gnsa, whose product is annotated as glucosamine (N-acetyl)-6-sulfatase a. The transcript is spliced from 14 exons. Gene Ontology annotation, molecular function: N-acetylglucosamine-6-sulfatase activity; glycosaminoglycan binding. NCBI's taxonomy places the organism in Eukaryota, Metazoa, Chordata, Actinopteri, Syngnathiformes, Syngnathidae. The record is from RefSeq and is a predicted model, not a curated record. Bases 234 to 1850 code for a protein of 538 amino acids. Gene Ontology annotation, biological process: glycosaminoglycan metabolic process.
CAAAAAUUAGAUUUGUAAAACUAAUUGCACAACCGUUGACGUCGAGGCUUCCGUAGCCAAGCACCGCGUGACCAGUCAACGCGGAAGUCAAGGGCCGCUGUAAACAUUCAUGUUGCGGGCUUGUUUGUGCAUUUGUUUUCAUUAGAACGACGCAUCGGAGCGUCUUCUCGCGUCGCGACUGCACUGUGUGCCGCGCGACUUGACAGCCCGUCGUCCAGAUUUGGAAGGCGAAAAUGUCGCGAUUGUGGAUCAAGCGUUUCCUCAUCUGCGUCACUAUCGUGAGCAGCCAGACGGGCCACAACGGAGUUUUUGCCAAAUCGUAUCGGAGACCGAACAUCCUUCUGAUCCUCACCGACGACUUAGACGUCGCCAUGGGGGGCAUGACUCCACUCAACAAGACCAAGAAACUCAUCGGUGAUGCAGGCAUCUCGUUCACAAACGCAUUUGUAGCCAGUCCGCUGUGCUGCCCCAGCCGCGCAAGCAUCCUGACGGGCAAAUACCCGCACAACCACCACGUCACCAACAACACGCUGGAGGGCAACUGCAGCAGCGGGGCUUGGCAGAAGAGUCAGGAGGCGCACACCUUCCCGGCUCUGCUCAAGAAUCUGGCCGGCUACCAGACCUUUUUCGCCGGCAAGUACCUCAACCAGUACGGCCACACGAAGGCUGGCGGCGUGGAGCACGUUCCUCUCGGCUGGAGCUACUGGGUCGGACUGGAGAAGAAUUCAAAGUACUACAAUUACACGCUGUCGGUGAACGGCAAGGCUCAGAAACAUGGGGCGGACUACAGCAAAGAUUACCUGACUGACGUGCUGGCCAACAUGUCACUGAACUUCCUGCAGUCCAAAUCUAGCUACGAGCCCUUCUUCAUGAUGGUGUCCACGCCGGCCCCCCACUCACCCUGGACGGCGGCCCCUCAGUAUCAGGACCGCUUCAAUGGGACCAAGGCGCCCAGGGAUCCCAACUUCAACGUCCACGGCAAGGACAAACACUGGCUGAUCCGACAGGCUCGGACUCCUAUGAGCAACUCGUCGGUUGGCUUCCUCGACGAUGCCUUCAAGAAGCGAUGGCGGACGUUGCUGUCGGUGGACGACCUGGUGGAGAAGAUCGUCAGCAGCUUGGAGGCCAGAGGAGAAUUAGACAACACCUACGUCUUCUUCACUUCAGAUAACGGAUACCACAUGGGUCAGUUUUCUCUCCCUCUGGACAAGCGGCAGCUGUACGAGUUUGACAUCCGCGUUCCUCUCCUGGUGCGAGGACCAAACAUCAAAGCUGGCCAGACCAGCCAGUUUCUGGUGGCCAACGUGGACCUGGGCCCGACCAUCCUGGACCUGGCGGGACUCGACGUCAGCAAGACAGAGAUGGAUGGCAGCUCCUUUCGGGCCGUGCUAGAAGGCAAAGCCAACAGCAGCUCUUGGAGGAGCGACAUCCUGGUGGAGUACGAAGGAGAAGGAAGCAAUGUUUCCGACCCCGCCUGCCCUCUGCUGGGCCCCGGAGUGUCCGAGUGCUUCCCAGACUGCGUGUGCGAGGACUCGUACAACAACACGUACGCCUGCGUGCGCACCGUGGCGCCCUCAGCCAACCUGCAGUACUGCGAGUUUGACGAUAACGAGGUGUUUGUGGAGGUCUACAACCUGACGGCGGACCCCUUCCAGCUCAGCAACAUUGCCAAGACCAUCGACCAGGAGGUCCUGGAGAAAAUGAACCAUCGGCUCAUGAUGCUGCAGUCGUGCGCGGGGCAAGCGUGCCGCACGCCCGGCGUCUACGACAAUCGCUUUAAAUUUGAGCCCCGUCAGAUGUUUGGCAGCCACAAGUGGAAGUUGAGCACGCUGCGACAGAAGAUGAAGUGAAAACGAUGACGCCACAAACUGAGGACUCCGCCCUCUUGUUGCCUUGCUUUCCUGGAUGAAGGGAUAUAGUUGCCACCCACUGGCUAAAAAAAAAAAAGAGCUGCAUUAGCAUUGAUGUGGAGUCUAACUAUGCGUUUGACAUCUGCUUUUGUGUGUGUGUGUUUGUGUGUGUCACACAAAAGUAAUCCAAAUGUCAUACAGUACAGCUCAGGAUGUCCCGAUACCAUCCUCCUGGACAUGGUUUUAUUCACCGUACACACAUUCAUAUAGACUCUAGAGUAGAUUUAUUGCAUUGUUCAGAAGUGAAAGGUAAAGUGUCACUUUUUCACUGUAAAAGAGUCCAAAGUGUUUGAAUGGACAUGUUUGCUCUCUUUUUGCGACAGAUUUUUCUUGUGAAAAGUUUGAUUCUGGAAGAUUGAAGGGGAUGCAUGUUCGGGGGAGGGCUUCUCCAAUUUUGGGGGGUCCAGUCGGGGAAGGGCCUCCUCCUCAUUGUUACACCAAUUAAACGACCCAUAAAAGUUACUUAUCCGCCACAAAAAAGUUACGAUAAGCAGUUCACUCUUUUUUGAAACAAAAAAAGUUGCAAAAUAAGGAGAAUAAAAAAG